AUGGGCAACUGCCACUCUUCUCACGAUAACCAGCAUGCGGUUCCUGCCCAGCGCAGAUCCGUUGGCUCCAAAUCCCUGCACUCCCACGUGCAGUCCGUGGGAUCGCCCAAUCAGCCCUACCAGGCGCAGAACACCCAUCAGCCAAGUCAGGACUCUGGUGCAGACGUCUGGUCACCACCACCCUACUCCAGUACAGCGGCUACCACGACCCCUGUGGCACCAGUGAACACAUCCCGCUCGACAGACAUCGUCCCCAAUGACACCGCAUAUGCUUUCCUCAGCACUUUCGAUACCGUAUUUCUCGUCGAUGACAGCACUAGCAUGCGCGGCAAACGCUGGCACGAAGCCGAAAACGCCAUCGCCGCCAUCGCACCCAUCUGCACUCACUGGGACGCCGACGGAAUAGACAUCUACUUCCUCAACCACCGCAACCAGUCUCGCUUCGGAUCCGGAGGUGGCAACGCAGGUGGUUACAAGAACGUCACCGACGCCUCGGGUGUCCGCGAGAUUUUCAAAUCGGUCUCUCCCAGCGGCGCGACACCUGUCGGAACACGCCUGCAUCAGAUCCUCAACCCCUACCUGCGUGAUCUGAAGAGCCUUACCGCCCAGGGCCGCGAGUCGGAGCUCAAGCCUCUCAACAUCAUAGUCAUAACUGACGGGGAGUUCACGGAUGACGCAGAGACCGUGAUAGUCAACACAGCUAAACAGUUGGAUCACCCUAAUGUGCAGGCUGUGCCGUGGCAGGUGGGCAUCCAGUUCUUCCAGGUUGGUGACGAUGAGCACGCGCGGAAGUAUCUAGAGGCAUUGGAUGAUGAGCUUGUUAAGAGACGAAGUUUGGACGGCAUAAGGGACAUCGUUGAUACGGUGCCUUGGAAGGGGGAUAGGGGAAAUGUGUUGAACGCGGAGGGAAUUUUGAAGUGUGUUUUGGGUGCAGUGAACAAGAAGUAUGACAAGGCAAAGGCUUCACAUUGA
This is a messenger RNA of Aspergillus mulundensis, 972 nucleotides long. RefSeq lists its product as uncharacterized. The coding region runs from base 1 to 972 and encodes 323 amino acids. The transcript has a single exon. The record is from RefSeq and is a predicted model, not a curated record. Lineage: Eukaryota; Fungi; Ascomycota; Eurotiomycetes; Eurotiales; Aspergillaceae.